Molecule: messenger RNA, 4122 nt
Organism: Arvicanthis niloticus (Nile rat)
Lineage: Eukaryota; Metazoa; Chordata; Mammalia; Rodentia; Muridae
Gene: Aftph
Product: aftiphilin
Biological process (GO): intracellular transport
Cellular component (GO): AP-1 adaptor complex; trans-Golgi network membrane
Molecular function (GO): clathrin binding
Source: RefSeq, a predicted model, not a curated record
CCACCUGCGCCCGGAAGUGACGUAUCGACAGCAGCGGUUCCCCGCUGCAUGAUGGGAGAGUGUGUGGAGUGGGCGGGGGUCUCCGCGGAGGAGGAGGAGGCGGAGGCGGCGGCGGCGGAAGAGGGCGGAGGGUAGUGGGAUGGGGGUCCCGCGGCAGCGCUGAAACUCCGGGUGGGCGUCCAUGGCGCCGCGCCGCUGACAGGGCUGGGAGCAGCUCCCCUUCCGCCCUCAGCAGCUCAGCGUCCGAGUAACCGGUCCUUCCCCCGGGGAGCCAGUUCCUCCCCGGGCCGCCAAGCCAUGCCCAUCGCGGCCGCCCGGGACGAGCCAGGCAUAAAUUAAGUGCUGGAAAGCUGCUGAAUAAUGGAGCCAGACAUCAUUCGAAUGUACUCCUCAUCUCCCCCACCUCUAGACAACGGAGCAGAGGAUGAUGAUGAAGAUGAGUUUGGGGAAUUUGGUGGAUUUUCGGAGGUCAGCCCUUCUGGUGUAGGGUUUGUUGAUUUUGACACACCAGAUUAUACUCGUCCCAAGGAAGACUUUGUACCUUCAAACCAUUUUAUGCCAAUUCAUGAAUAUUCAGAAAAUGUAGAUAGCCUUACAAGCUUUAAGUCUGUUCAAAAUGGUAAUGAUAAGGAUAUUACUGCUGAACUUUGUACUCCUGUGAAAAGUCACUCUGCUGUCCUUUCUACCACCAGCAAAGACAUGAUCCCCUCUAAAACUUUAGAUACUUCCAUUGAUGGUAUGGAAAACCUGGGAGACUUAGAUAAAGUCGUGGUGCAGGGACCAAGUACCAGGCAACUCAGAAGUUUCUCUCCAGGAGAUUUUAGAACUGAUACGAACAUUGUUCACCAAACCAAGCAGUUGGAGAGCUGCAACGGUGAAAAGCCUCCUUGUCUGGAAAUUCUAACAAAUGGGUUUGCAGGUUUGGAAACUGUAAAUCCUCAGGGAACAGAUGACCUGGACAAUGUGGCAGAUUCAAAGGGAUCGAAGCCUCUUAACACUUGUGGCACCGAGUGCAUUUUAGAGUCUGCAGGUAGUCCUGCUACGGAAUUUGCAGAUUUUUCUACAUUUUCCCAAACAGAAAGGACACAACUAGAAGAAAUAGAAUGUGCAGUUUUAAAUGAUGGUGAUGCACUGACCAUUCAGGGAAACAGCAAAAGCCACCAAGUCGAGGAGCUGAAUUGUAUGGAAAAAGUGACUUUGGGUGGAAGCUUUGAGGAUACAGGGGACACUGAAAGAGAACAUCAGGUCUGCAUCUCAGAAUUCCAUGCCGUAGCUGACAGAGGGCUCAGUGCUGAAAAACAAGACCUUCAAACACUGCAACAGGAUGAGUGUCUAAAUUCAAGGAUUCAGUCUAAGGAUUGGAGCUUAGUGGACUCAAAUGAAAAUUCAGAAGCCAUUAGGAAGGAACGGUGUAAAACUGAGGAAAAUGACUUAUUUGCCUCUAAGUGUGCUGAUUUAUCCAUGGAUUCUAUUAAAACUUCUCAUGUUAAUGAAAUUGGUUCUUCUAAAGAAGAAAAUAGAAAGUUGACUAAUCCCAAAAGCCCAAACCCUGAUCCCACAGAAGAAAAUGUUUUGGAUGAUUCUGCUGCAAGCAUGAAAAAUGGUGACAGUGCUAACGGCUUUGUCACUUGCCAUAAUACCAAUGAGGAUGAUUUUGGUGACUUUGGUACAGCCAGUGGCACCACUCCACCCUUUGUUACCAGUACUCAAGAUUCAAUGAGUGACAUCACUUUUGAAGACUCCUCAGAGCAUUUUCUACAUUUUAGUGAGCCAGGUGAUGAUUUUGGAGAAUUUGAGGAUACAAAUGCUGUUUCUUGUCAAGAGGAAAUGAUAUUCACUGAGUCAGACCUAAGACAGACUUCUGACGGCUUAUCAGAGGAAUGUCCGCUGGCAGGACAGUCUGGUGGAAAAGACAGGGAAUCUGACUCAAAACUGAAAAAUGGUCAAGACAGUGAAUUUGGAGAUUUUGAUUCUGUGCCAAAUACUCAAGGUAGUGCUUUUCAAGACUCAGAUGAUUUUGCAGACUUCAGUUCAGCAGGUCCUAGCCAAGCUGUAGAUUGGAACGCUUUUGAGGAUGAACAGAAAGACGGUUGUUCUUGGGCUGCCUUUGGGGAUCAGCAGGAGACUAAAUCUCAUCAUCGAAAGGAAGUCUGGCAGUCACAUAGGACAGAUGAAACUAUGGGCACUCUGGGAACCCCUAAGACGCACAGUGUCUCUUCAGCAGCUUCCAAAGGAACAAUUGCUAGUGGCCAUUUGCAGGAACCAGCCACUUCAGUUCAGACAGCUUUACUCAGCCGGUUGGAGAGAAUUUUCGAAGCCUGUUUUCCUUCUGUAUUUGUCCCCGAUGCCGAAGAGGAAGUUACUUCCCUGAAGAACUUGCUGGAAAGAAACAACUCACCAGUAAAAACAAGAGAGGCCUUAGCUGAACAUGGUGAGCUGAGGGAUGUAUGGACCGAACUGCAGGAUAUUCAUGAUGCACACGGUUUGCGAUACCAGUGGGGUGGCUCACAUAGCAACAAGAAGCUUUUGUGCUCCUUGGGAAUAGACACUCGAAACAUUCUGUUCACUGGCAAUAAGAAGCAGCCUGUUAUAGUGCCCAUGUAUGCAGCAGGAUUGGGUAUGUUAGAGCCUACCAAGGAACCAUUGAAACCACUAUCUGCUGCAGAAAAAAUUGCUUCUAUUGGUCAGACAACCAUUAUGACACCAGAAAUGAACACGUGUACAUCUGAUCCAUUCCAGGAGUCUCUCCCACCUGUCCAGUUUGACUGGAGUAGCAGUGGCCUUACUAACCCUUUAGAUGCUAGUGGAGGUUCCACUCUUCUGAACCUUGAUUUCUUUGGGCCCGUGGAUGACAGUAGCUCUAGCAGCAGCACAAUCCCAGGUGUGGAUCCAGAGUUGUAUGAGUUAACAACUGCUAAGCUGGAGACCUCCACCUCAAGCCUCAGAGUGACUGAUGCAUUUGCGAAGCUCAUGUCUACAGUGGAAAAGACAAGCACGUCGACCAGGAAACCAAAAAGAGAGGAACACCUAAGUGAAGAAGCCGUGAAGGUGAUUGCCAGCCUUCCCGAUCUGACCUUCAUGCAUGCCAAGGUGUUGAUGUUCCCAGCCACACUGACACCUUCCACAAGCUCCCAAGAACAAGCAGACGCAUAGCUGUUUGAAUCGGACAAUUUUAAAAUCCUCUGUCCUUUCCUCCAUCCCUUCCCUACCAUCAAAAGCAUAUCUGCUGUAAUUUAAAAAUAAAAACAUUCAAGUUCAGCUGAUUUGUUGGUAAGCCACACUAGAAAGGUAUACAUAGUAAUGUAUAUUUAUUUACAUACUGAAGUCCUAAAUUUAUAUUAGAAAAAAAUGUAAAUAAUUGGGGAUGAACAUUUUUGAAGAUUUAUUCUUUUGUGUUGCUGGGGUGUAUACAUUUAUGUCUUUGUGAAAUACACUGGUGGUGUCCUUCUUAAAAACUUUUGAAAUAAAAAAAGAAAAUUAAAACCUCAAAUCUCCACUGUCUGAAAUCCCCUUCAGUCUUUUCCCUUUGCACUGACAGCUUAAUUUCCCUGUCCCAUGGUCUGCUACUUUUACUAUCACAAAAAAGCUUCAGAAUUCUUGUUUGAUUUUCAGUUUUGUGUGUGAUGGGUUUGAUUUAGACCUGGCUUUUGUUCAAUUUCCUGGGUUUUGUUUUCAGUCUUUUCACCAGGCAUAUUGCUGUGUGACCUUCUCAGAGGUCACUCCACCAAUGCUCACUGGUUGUGGGGUGUGGAUCACUGUCAGAAUGUGAUUGGGGGCUUGAAAGAGAAUGCCUGUUUUAAUUGGUGUGAUUUGGAGAAGGACCAAAUUAUAUGAAUGUCUUAAAUGAAAUUUGUCGAGAUCUUCCUGUUCUGUCAUACCACUAUUUUUUGAGGAUUUUGCACAGUGUAAAAUGACAUAAUCAUAGAUUGCUAUGGUUUAGGCUGUAUAUACAGUAAAAAACAAAAAAACUAUGGGUUUUAAAUGUUUGGGGAAAUUCCUAUGGAAAAAAAGAGAGAUGUAGAAGAGCCUCUAACCAGGUUAACGUGCAUGCCCAGGGUUUCUGAGAUUUCAGUGUGUAAAUUUCCUUUUAGCUUAUACAAUAAUAAAAUAAUUUAAAAGAAA